UUUGUUUUAUUUAACCGAUCCGGUGUGGCUGCAAUCACACCGAAACAUCAGGAGAGCGGGCGACGUGCGGCUCAAACCCCGCGUCGUAAUUCUGCGUCGGCAUUCGUCCUGUCACUUGAUAUUUUAUUUGCAUGAGGUGGGAGAGGUUGGGCCUGUGCGCGUUUUACGUAUAGAAAUUUCGUGCACUUGAACACGAGGCGUAUUUUUUCUCUUAUAUCUCAUGACAGCGCAGAUUCUCCUGCAGCAGCUUCAUUUUGCGUGUUUUCGGGGCUCACGCUUUUCAUUGUGCGCGAUCUGCUCCUCCAUCGACCUACAAUAAACAGAGAAACGUGUUUUUGUUGCAGCCAUCAUCGCACCAGCCCUGGAGGUGCAGUCACCUCCCUACAAACACGAUACAUUCAGCGUUUUUCUUCCUCCUCAAGAGGAAAAAAAAUGUCUCCAUCAUCCUCCGGAGCAGGUCCUGUUUUCGUUACUGCCACUCUGCUGCUGGCGCGCAGUAACGAGACUAAUCCUCCAGAGUAUUUAUAAUCUCAUUAAUAAAGAAUCCCAUGGGGGCAACAAAGCGGUGUUAUUUCUCUAAGAUUUACUGUAAUUUAAUAACACUUGUGUUCUUUGUGUCGUCGGCUUUGAGUGUGAAUUUAUGGCUGUAUGCACCCCCCUCCCCUCCCGUUAUUCUGGAUCUUUCGCUUCUUUCUUGCAUCUGAGGCCUAAAUGCUUGAGGCUGCCUCACAAACCAGCUCCUUUGAUUUUAAUAUGUGAGAUUCUGACAUGUAAAUAGACGCAAAAACGAGAAGCCCCUGGUGUAUUUAAUUGAUUUCCGUGCGUCUCUGUAUUGUUUCGAGAGCGGAUAGUGUUGGAAAUCGGGAUGAAGCAGCGUUUGUGCGCAAAUGCCAAGCCCAUUUUUUUCGCCUUUUUUUCAUAUUAUAAACAGAGGAGAGCGCCCAUGUCUCCGUGUGCUGUCACACGGCCAGUGCAGUGAACCAGGCUGCUUAUCUGACACAUAUGGGCUCUUGGGUAAUCCUCCCAGGGUCAGCGGACGCGAUCUGACCCACAGUAGGUGCAUGAAAGCCUUUUAACGCGAACCCUUUAUGCCCGCCACAUGAACAAUAUGUGAUUUUUUCCUCUUUGGUUUGGUGGAGGGAUGUUGGAGUGAGAAUCUCUCGUCUCCUUCCUCGGACACACCUCUCUCCCACCCUCACUGGUUCUCACUCAUUGCAUCGAUUUCUGUAACAAUUACAGUGAAGAGGAGCGGGCAUGUUGUAGUCAGUAACCGCAGCUGGGAGCCAUUCCAACUGAUGCGCAGAAAGCACUGAAACACAUCUCAGUGCCAUCUUUUUGUUUUUUUUUUGAUAAACUCAGACAUCCUUCUGCAAGUUUCUGCAGCACUUGGGCACGACUGGAGAGACACGCUGCCCGACCCACGACUGGCAAUGGAGUACGUGAACAACGCGAACAGCUACAGUUCUGGAGACACCAUGAGCAGCUCCUUAGCCAACAUGACCAUCAAGGAUCAGCACCACCAGGAGAACGGAGUCAAAAUGAAAGAGGAUGAAGCAGCACUCAGUGAGAAUGGGGUGAAUUCUGUGUCUGAGCUCUCUCAGCCAGACAGCAGCCACUGUGAUGACGAGGCGCAGCCCGCAGAGGCGCCUGCAGAGAAAGCAGGAGCUGAAGAUACAGAGAGCACCGUGAGCAAAGACGAGGGGCAACUCGCAGCAGGAGCGUCUUCAACAGCUCAAGGAGUGAUGGAUAACGGAGAUAAGACUCAAACUGCCACCACACCGACCUCUUCCCCUCAAAGACCGUCCAUAACCGCCAAGGGCGCCAAAUCACCCGCAUCCUCCCGAAAUGGCCACAGCUCGAUCCCCAUUAAAGUCAGCAGCACAGGGCCCAGGCAGCCUGGAAGCGGUGCAAAGUCUCAGACUCCAGGGGCCAAAACUUCUGCCAGAACUGCAGCUCAACCAGAUGCCAGGAGUGGACAGAGCAGCCCCGGCACUCCCAAAUCCCCCGGUAGCCAAUCAAAUUCUGCAAAGUCAGGGGCCGAUGCCAACAAAGUGAAGAAGGUGGCUGUGGUUCGCUCCACCCCCAAAUCCCCGGGCUCGCUGAAGAGCCGUCCACCGGCUCCUCUGGCUGCCGCGGCGCCGCUGCCAGACCUGAAGAACGUCAGGUCCAAGAUCGGCUCCACAGAAAACAUCAAGCAUCAGCCCGGAGGGGGAAAGGUACAAAUCCUUGAUCAGAAGUUGGACUUUAGUAAUGUGCUGUCUAAGUGUGGCUCCAAAGACAAUAUCAAACAUGUACCCGGUGGCGGCAAUGUCAAAAUCCUCGAGAAGAAGCUGGACUUAAGUAACGUCCAAGCUCGCUGCGGUUCUAAAGACAACCUAAAGCACACGCCUGGUGGAGGCAAGGUGCAAAUUCUCGAUAAGAAGUUGGACUUGAGCAGUGUGCAGUCCCGGUGUGGCUCCAAAGAUAAUAUAAAACAUGUACCCGGUGGUGGCAAUAUUCAAAUCGUGCACAAAAAGAUCGAUCUGAGCAACGUGACAUCUAAGUGUGGCUCGAAGGACAACAUUCGUCACAAGCCGGGUGGUGGAAACAUUGAGAUCAAAAACGAGAAGCUGGAGUUUAAAGUUCAGUCCAAAGUGGGCUCUCUGGGCAACAUCAGCCACACUCCUGGAGGCGGGCAGAAGAAGAUUGAGAGCCACAAACUGAACUUCCGCGAGACAGCCAAGGCCCGCACUGACCACGGCGCCGAGAUAGUCUCCUUGGAAGACUCCCCUCACCAGCUCAGCACCGUGUCCUCCUCUGGCAGCAUCAACAUGACCGACUCUCCACAGCUCUCCACGCUGGCUGACCAGGUGUCCGCCUCCCUGGCCAAACAAGGCUUGUGAACGCGCUCGCCGCACUCCCCGCCUCGACCGCACGACCACGUAGAGGAGUUGUAAUGCCUUCCUCGUUACUUUCACAGGACUUUUAUUUGAUUUUUUUAGCUGCCCGUCACUGUUUAUCCUCCACUAACCUUUGAAUCUCGUCGAGGCGUUGCUAUUAGAGGUCUUAAAAAAGAAAACAGAUUAACCAGUAGGCCAACAUGUAUUGAAUAUCUCUCUGUGGUCUUUGAUCUCUACACUUAAUUUGAACCUUUUGUAAGUGUCCCUUUAAGAGUUAAAGCACCCCAGCAGAGCGAAAUCCUCCCUCUGAGGAUCUCCGUACAUAUCCCGCUAAAUCGUCUAAGACUCGGUUUCCCGUCACAUUGACUGUGAACCCUUUUAGAAGUGUAUCUUAUCAGCGUCACCUUUGACGGGUGUCCCCUGAUUCUUUUUUUAUUUAUUUAUUUUUUGAUUAAAAAAAAAACAGAACCUUGUAGAUGGAGGUUAAUGCAGACUGUUUGUGGGACGGGGGUGGGGGUCCGUUUGCGCUAAAGCAGAGGGAUCAGAUACAGGGUCCGGUGAAGUGGGCGGAGGAACAGUUAGAAGAAAAAGUAGCAAAUAUUUCUCGUCAAGGCAGAAAAGAAAAAGCUUUCAGACCUCACUGCUGUCUUUGCUUUGUGUAGUCCUGACAUGUGCUGCACCUCGAGCUACUGCAGGAGACUGCGGGGUGGGAGGGGGCAGAAGUGAGACCGCAGAGACAACAGCGACUGAUCGCGUCGCCUUCACGCGACUUUUUACGGGACGCGCCGAGCUCAGGUGUUCGUUCAGAGCCGCGAGAUCGAGAAGAAAGAGAGAAAUUACACUUAACGGAGGGUUGAGAGAGGCCUUUACCAACGGCAGCUGUGCUGUUUAACUCUUCCCUGCUUAAUAGGAGAAACAUGGCCGAGUGAGGGUGAUCUUGUUCUAACGGCCAUUGAAACAUUUGUUAACCGAUAAAUACACUGAAGCAUCAGGAUUUUGUAGUUUUUUUUAGUAGCUGGCUCGUUGAUGUGGCGACGAUACGGUAAAGCUGUGCUGUCUGCUGCGACCUGCAGCUGCUGAGACCUCGAGGGUCGUCCUGGUUUUACUACAGUGGAUGUCAGCAGAGUCUAAACUAAACCCGCCACAGGUUUGACAUUUAAACCAUUAGAAUCGCAGCGGAGAGCACGAGCACUCCCAGCCCGAGCGGUGACGUCACCACCAGCUCCCUCUGCCAUUCGCAGGGUUACAGCGUGGUGGCACUUUCACGGGUUCAAACUUCCACUGCAGACGUGAGCAGCACGCUGGGAAUAUUUCACCUUAAAUAUGGAAGUUAAAGGGCCCGGUCACGUGUUGUAAGAACACUAAUGCUAAAUAAGGAAAAAUUUAAAAAACAAAAUGUCAACAUUUCUUCUUUGGUUUUAUUUGACUUAUUUAAGCUGGUUUUUGUUCCCCGCUGUUUCCUGUUCUCUGUGUGAGUCGUUCGGCUCAGAAUGAUCAAUUAUCUGAGCUCGGUGACGAAGCGAGGGGCUGAUGCCUCUCCGCGGUCUCAUUUCUGACGCUCUCCCUGCGUCGUAGGUGAGGGAGGGGCAGGGGAGCGUUACCUGGAUUUAAAAAAAUACAGAAAAAAGACGAAGUGAAGAGCUAGAGUAGAGACUUUGUGUUGGGCACAGUUUUAUAAUCGUACUCUGUGGAUAUAUGACAUGUAUUUGAUAUGAAGAAACAUUUGUAUCGUGCCUGCUACUGUCAGUGUUCUUUUUUUUUUACUGCUUUGUGUAAAUGCGCUACAGCUUGAGGAGGGAAAAUUAACCUUAAAGUGACAUUUUCAUAGCUAAACUGUGAGGAGGCGGCUGAGAACAGUAUUUAUGCACUUACAGGUAGGUAGACUAAAGUUUUCACAGCGGUGACACAAACACUGAAAACGGCUGUUUUACUGUUAAUGGAUCGUUUGUACGGAGAAGAUUGUGAUUGUUGCACGGCAGGCGGACGGUGAAGACCUCCUUAGGCAGUCUGUAUCCAACACACAUGCACCUGAAACACAGGACUGAUCAGAUGGCCGUGUUUCUCGCUCCCUGCAAAGUAGUAAAAGUGCACUUCGUGGCAAAAGUUUGUGGACGCAUGAGAGCUUAUCUGCUGCAGAUUUUUAGCAGUAGUCCCAAAGUCACGAGUGAGGCUUGAUGAGCGUCACAGGAAGUGUUUGGUGGGCCAGAGGAGACCUGAACGCCACAGCACACAGUGGUCCCAGAUAACAAAAAGAAACCUCACACUUGGGCCGGAUAUUACUUGCCAUUUGGGUUUUGGUACUUUCUCGGAUUCAUUUGAUGAGCCGUUACAUUUAACUGUGACUCAGUGUUUAAUUAACUUUUAGAAAAUGUGUCUAAAUUCUCAGUAAAUUCUGACAAAAGGCCAGAACAGGAAUAUUUAGAGGAGGUGAUUAUUUCACUGCCUUCAUGGUGCUUUAGCCACAGGCGCAUCAUUUGGCCCUAACAACCAACACUUAUUUCCACUGUGAGGUUGUUGUUUGAACAUGGAGGCAGCCUCAAGUGGCCAUCAGAGGAACUGCAGUUUUUGGCACUGGGAAAAAACCCGUCAAAGUUAAAGGAUAGAUGGACCUUCCUUUAAGCAGCAAAAGUGCCCGAGUAUCAGAUUAAAAUAUGAUCCCUUUUAAAUGGUUGAGCCAGACAGGUGCGUCCACUUACUUUUGUCCACGCGGUGCAUAUGUGGUCACGUUUUUGUUGUGUUCUCCAGCUGGAGCCAGGUUAAGACGUUCCCCUGCAAACAAACCCAGUUCAUGUGCUCAGAGACGUCCCGAUGUGGCCCCCCCGCUGAUUCAUUACUCGCAUUAAAAUGAGUGAAACAGCUUCUUGCAUGCAGCUCAUGUAAGAGACAGCCGUCUGCUUGUUGCCCCCCUUUCACAAAGCGAUCUCUCUGUAUAUCCUGUUUAUAUUUGCUCUGGAACUGGACGGAUGUACCAAUUCUUUUCUUUUUUUUUUGUAUAAAAAAAUGUGCAAUUAAGGGUCAAAAGGUCACCGACUUUGCUGUAAGGUUUCCUAAACGAGCAAGCACACGAAAAGCUUGCAACAUUAUCUGCAUGCUAAACCCUCUUUAGUUCCAGUUCCACGCUCGUCUCUGCGUGCAGGACGGACGCGAGCACCCAGGGACGGGAGCCGAUCUCCGAGAGGUUUCCACAGUAACAAAACUCGUCACCUUCUUUCGUUUUUGUUUUCCUCUCUUCGGGGUUACUUCUGACGCUGUACAGUUGUGGAAAUGUGAUUGUUCUCGUUAUUGUGCAUUUUCUCAAUAACUGGUUUAUGAUGAUUCUUGUUGCUGUAUAUGUGUAUUUGAAAAUAAAUGCUAUGAAGUCACCGUGGUGGUGAAGGAGUGCAAAAAAAUCACUCCCAGAUCA
Molecule: messenger RNA, 6282 nt
Organism: Haplochromis burtoni (Burton's mouthbrooder)
Lineage: Eukaryota; Metazoa; Chordata; Actinopteri; Cichliformes; Cichlidae
Gene: mapta
Product: microtubule-associated protein tau a
Exons: 15
Coding region: 1431-2882 (483 amino acids)
Biological process (GO): neuron projection development; microtubule cytoskeleton organization
Cellular component (GO): neuron projection
Molecular function (GO): microtubule binding
Source: RefSeq, a predicted model, not a curated record